CCCAGUUUUACUUUAUUAACUUGUAUCUCGCCCCAAAUUCUACUUCCUGGAUGUCAUUUCCCUGUGCUAGCCCCCCUCCUGAUUGCACAUGUCUUCACUUACAGGCGUGUCUGUCUUUGGUUUUAUAUGUGGUGUCUGUUGUGUUCUUCAGUAACCUCACUUGUGUGCUGCCUGCCUGUUUCUUGGAUUCAAUUUGCAAUUUUUUCCAGCAUUUGGAUUUUGUUUGGACUCUUCAUAUUUGGAUUUUCCAACUUCCAAAAUAAAGAACAGACCACAGCGUACAAUUACGACGAAUACGAAAAUGGUUUCGGCGACUACAGUCCUACCAAUUUCAGUGAUGUACAGGGCUUCAGCCAAGUGUUUCUAACCACUCUCUAUAGUUUGGUUUUCACCUUGGGCUUCAUAGGUAAUGGACUAGUGGUGUAUGUCGUGGUGAAGCACCGCAACCAGAGCAACUUGACAGACAUCUGCCUCUUCAACCUGGCUCUCUCUGACCUCCUCUUCGUCUUCACGCUGCCUUUCUACUCUCACUAUGCCAGGGUCGGCCAGUGGACUUUUGGAGACUUCAUGUGCCAUUUGUUGUCCGGCUCUCACCAGACUGGCUUCUUCAGCAGCAUCUUCUUCAUGGUUGUCAUGACGCUGGACCGUUAUGUGAUCAUUGUGCACGCUCACAGGGUUGCACGUUAUCGCACAAUGAGGGCAGCCAUCAUUCUGACCGUGCUUGUUUGGAUGCUGAGCUUGUUUGUCUCUCUGCCAGAUUUUAUCUUCACACAGGAAAUAAAGAAAGAUUCUCAGAAGAAUAGAUGUAGCUAUCCCGAGGACAGCAAAGUCUGGGAACGUUACAACCUGUUCACCACAAAUGUGCUGGGUCUCGUGAUUCCCUUGCUGGUGAUGGUAGGUUGCUACUCCAGGAUCAUCCCCACACUGGUAAACAUGAGGACCGCAAAGAAGCACCGCAUCGUCAAGCUGAUCAUCUGUAUAGUGGUUGCGUUCUUCUUGCUCUGGGCUCCAUAUAACAUUUCCCGUUUCUUGAAGUUUCUUCAGGAAAAAGAGAAAAUCCCAGGUAUUGACACCUGGGACAAAAAUAUAAGGCUGUCAGUGGUAGUAACUGAGGCCUUUGCUUACACUCACUGUUGCCUGAAUCCCAUCAUAUAUGCGUUUGUGGGACAGAAGUUUACGAGAAGAGCCUUGAAGCUGCUGAAAAAUUUUGUGCCUGGCAUCAGGAAUCUUUCAGACAGCUCAUUCAGGAGAAGCUCAGUUAUUUCCAAGUCCUCUGAAGUCACCUCCACUUAUAUCAUGUAGAAGUUGUAGGGCAGAUUGUUUGACAUGAAUGUUUUACCCUGUUAUUACUGCAGACCAUAUCUUAUUCAUGUUUCAUUGAUUUGUUUUGUUAAUUUGGUCACUCCCACUUGCCACAUAGCAGUUUUCUUCACCUGUGUCUCACCAUGUUGAAUUUUCAGUAUUGUUUUGACUGUAAGAUUUCAGAUUUAAAGGCUCAUUACUUCUGAAAUGAUUGUAACCUGCCAGCACUGCUGUCAGCUUUACAGAUUCUCAAGUCCUUUCUAAACUAUGUAAUAAGUUUUUCUGCUGAUGGUGUAAAUUGAAACAAUUUUCUUCAUGCAUGUUUUUAUUCAACGGCUAUGUAGGAUAAACAUAUCGAAAAAGAAAACAAGGCAGAAAACAAACCAAAUAUGACAUAAUGGAACAUUUAAUACUUGUGUGCAUAAAGCGUUUCAUUCAAAUGUAUGCAAAUACAGUGCUAGGUGUUAAAAGUACAUUUUCACGUUCCUUCUUACAUCAUUUAUGGUAUUUGACAAAUGAUGUGCAACAAACUUUCCAGUGUGUAUUUUUGUGUCAAUUUUGUAUAUGUAUGUACAGUAUGCAGUAUAGAGUUUUAUAUAUUACAUUUUCUUUUUUUGCUUCAGUGAUUAUUGCAGGUAUUUCAGAGGUUAUACUAUAUAUGUAUUAUCUUGCUUUAAUGUACACAUUUGUUAUGUUUUUUUUUGGUUGCUGUUGUUUUGUUUGAUUUUGAUUCCUUGGCUUUGCAAUUUCUUUACCAGCUAAAGUGAUUACAUUCUGCAAUACUCAUCUCUCAUCCUGAUUUUACAUGGUAGUUUCCUUAAGACAGUCACUGAUAUUGCAUAUUUUGAGUAUAAUAGUGUGUAUUGAGCAUGAUCUCCUAUAUUUCCCUUUGUAACUGUAAAGACAAAUUCCUUACAUAGUUAUGAAAAAAGAGAUUAUUAAAAAAAAAAGACAAGAUAUGAUGUGAGACAGUUCCUAAUUUAUUUAUUUGAUACUUAACUGUUUGCCACCAUAGAACAGUGGUGUCGUCUGUUAUAGGGGACCAUUAGUGGAAG
Oreochromis aureus is the source of this 2357-nucleotide messenger RNA. Its product is annotated as C-C chemokine receptor type 2-like. The coding region runs from base 127 to 1302 and encodes 391 amino acids. Gene Ontology annotation, biological process: G protein-coupled receptor signaling pathway; immune response; chemotaxis. The record is from RefSeq and is a predicted model, not a curated record. The transcript has 3 exons. Gene Ontology annotation, cellular component: membrane. Gene Ontology annotation, molecular function: chemokine receptor activity. Lineage: Eukaryota; Metazoa; Chordata; Actinopteri; Cichliformes; Cichlidae.